UCAAUGUCUUCUUCAUCCUUCUUCACUUGCAAGAUGGAUGUGAAGGAAGUUCCAUAUACGAGAUUAUGCAGCACGAAGAACAUACUUACCGUAAAUGGCCAAUAUCCGGGGCCUACUUUAUAUGUUCAUAAAGGAGACACCAUCGUUGUAGAUGUUCACAACAGAGGGAAAUAUAACAUCACCAUUCAUUGGCAUGGAGUGAAACAACCAAGAAAUCCAUGGACGGAUGGUCCGGCGUACAUCACACAAUGUCCUAUUGCACCAGGAGCAAAAUUUAGACAGAAGAUCAUUUUGACAACGGAAGAAGGGACUUUGUGGUGGCAUGCUCAUAGUGAAUGGUUGCGAGCAACUGUAUAUGGUGCUAUGAUCAUAUAUCCCAAGUUGGGAACAAGCUAUCCCUUCACCAAACCUGAUGCAGAAAUUCCCAUCCUAUUAGGAGAUUGGUGGAUACGAGAUAUAGUGGAGGUUGUAAAUGAACUUCUUCUUUCCGGUGGAGGAGGAAACCUUUCCAAUGCCUUCACCAUCAAUGGUCAGCCUGGUGAUCUUUAUCCCUGCUCUAAACAAGAUAUGCUCUUCUUCUCCAUUGCCGGCCACAAUGUCACCUUAGUCGGAUCCGAUGCUAGCUACCUUAAACCAUUAGAGAGAAGCUUCUUUGUCAUAUCUCCUGGCCAAACCUUUGAUGUCCUUCUAGAAGCCAACCGAAGUCCCAAUCACUAUUACAUGGCUGCCAAAGCAUACACCGUUGCUGUAAAAGGUGCUUUCGACGACACCACCACCACAGCUAUUGUAGAAUACAGUGGAAACUACACUCCAUCUUCACCGCCGCUGUUUCCUUAUCUUCCUAAGUACAAUGACACACAUGCAGCUGUUAAUUUUACUGGCAGUCUCCAGAGCUUAGCUGAUAAGGAGCAUCCAAUUGACGUGCCAAUGGAAAUAAAUACAUAUUUGUUUUACACCCUGUCAAUAAACACAGUUCUAUGCCCAAACAACUCGUGCUCAGGGCCAGAUGGGACGAGAAUCUUAGCUAGUGUAAAUAAUAUCAGUUUUGUCGAUCCUGAAAUUGAUAUAUUAGAAGCUUACUAUUAUUGCAUUCCUGGCGUAUUUGGGACUUGGUUUCCUGACUUCCCUCCGUUAUUUUAUAACUUCACUGCCGAUGAUUUACCAAUGAACCUGGAGAUACCGACACUAGCGACCGAAGUGAAGAUACUGGAAUAUAAUUCCACAGUGGAACUUGUUUUCCAGGGGACAAACUUGCUUGGAGGCAGUGACCAUCCGAUGCAUCUUCAUGGGUUUAGUUUCUAUGUUGUGGGGGUGGGUUUGGGGGAUUUUGAUAAUGAGAUAGAUCCCUUGAAGUAUAAUCUGGUCGACCCUCCCCUUUCGAACACCAUUAUCGUGCCUGCAAAUGGCUGGCUCGCCAUUAGAUUCAAAGCUAAUAAUCCUGGAGUGUGGCAUAUGCAUUGCCAUUUCGAUCGACACAUGCUAUGGGGCAUGGAUGCAGUAUUCAUAGUUAAAAAUGGCGAAUCUCCAGAUGCCAAAAUGUCACUACCACCAUCUGACAUGCCAUCUUGUCAUAAGCCUGUCCCAAUUACAUCCAAGGUCGCAAAUUCUCUGGGUCCAGAUAUAUGUCCUAUAUAUGUAGAAAAAAAGUAGGAUUGCAAUCCUAGAAAGUAUUUAGCUAAAUAAAAUGUUGUAAUUGCUUCGCCAAUUUUCUCCCCUUCUCCCUCAAUUUUCCCCCCAUGCCCCACUCAAAGCCGAAGCUUCCCCUUUCAUACAGAAAUAGGGAGAACUCAAACCCUUUUCUAAUUCUAAAUUCUUCUCUCAAUCCCUAAAAUUACAGAUAAUAAUCUAGCCCUAUUAGAAUUUGGAACUCUAAAACUAAUCUAGUUCUUUACACAUCUUCCCUCUUUUAAGGCUAGAUUCAUACCUUUAAAAUAUCAAGACUCCCAAUUUGAAUCGACUUCGAAAACUUCUUCUGCGACUCUUGAUAAGAGCUUCAAAUCCGAAAAUCUCUUCUUGUGUUGUUGUGAUCUAUCUAAACUUCAAGUGGAUUUGUAUUAAAAGAAUUUGGGAAUU
Molecule: messenger RNA, 2073 nt
Organism: Rubroshorea leprosula
Lineage: Eukaryota; Viridiplantae; Streptophyta; Magnoliopsida; Malvales; Dipterocarpaceae
Source: the annotation of a GenBank genome assembly